Molecule: messenger RNA, 6829 nt
Organism: Diorhabda sublineata
Lineage: Eukaryota; Metazoa; Arthropoda; Insecta; Coleoptera; Chrysomelidae
Gene: Lrpprc2
Product: leucine-rich PPR motif-containing protein, mitochondrial
Exons: 16
Coding region: 122-3013 (963 amino acids)
Molecular function (GO): protein binding
Source: RefSeq, a predicted model, not a curated record
AGUCUUCAAUUAGAAGAAGAUUUCAACCUUUCUAGUUGUAUAAAAGAAUAACCUAAAAUAGAGUUAUGUAGCGUUUUCUAUUUGAAGUAUUUAUUAGUUAAAAUAAAAUUAUCAUUAAAUUAUGUUUCACCAAUCUAAUUGUAUUAAAAAAUUAAGUGGUGUUAAUCUAAAGUAUACAUCAAUUUUCAAAAAUAGGAAUGUUAAAUAUAUUAGUUUGGGGAUUCCAAACUUCAGCAAAGAGGCAGAAACACGUAAUUCAAUAAAUAUAGCUCAAGAAAGUAAACAUUUAAAUCUCAAACCAUUAAGUGAUUUACACAAAACUGUUAAUUUUCAAAACAUUACAAGUGAUGAAGGACAUUUAUUGCUACUUGCAUGUGGUGCAUCAACAUUCAAAUCAUCCCAAAAUGAAAGAAACAUAGUGUGUCAGAAUUUAUAUGCAAAUCUUGAAAAGUACAAUAAAUUGGAUCUUAGAAUUUACAAUAGUUACAUUAAAAUAUGCACAGAAAAUAGAACUUUAAUUAAUUGUGAAACAUUUUUGGAUAAUCUGAAAUGUGAACCUUCUCAAGAAACACUCAAGCUGCUUUUUCAAAAUGUGUGUGAAAGUGGUGAUGUAAAUCAAGCUUUUAAUAUUUUAGAGCUAAUGAAAAAUAAGGCAAUAGCCAUAGAUGAGUCUGUCUUCAAUGAUUUGGUAUUAGUACAUACUUUAAAUGGGGGAAUAAAAGCAGCUGAAAUAGUUUUAGAAACUAUGAAAACAGCACAUAUUCUAGAAACACCAGAAACAUAUUUUGCCAUGCUUAAGGGAAUUAUCCAAAAUAAAAAUCACAAUGAAUUGAAUAGAUUUUUAAAAGAAUAUUCCAUUACCUUGAAUGAAAGUAAACUACUUGUUGUAUUGAAAGAAUUGGGCAUAAAUCAGUCCAUAAAUUGGUUACCACAGAUAAAACCUUUGUUUAGUGAUUUGAUUAUAACAAGGGAACUUAUAAAUAAUAUAAAAAAUAUUUGUAUACAUUUGGUACACAUGGGUCAAUCAGACUCGGCACUUGAAAUAUUCAAUUAUUUCCAACAAGAGCCAGAGGAAAACAGUGGCUUGUUCAUAUUAGAAGAAAUGUUAAGUUCGGGAGAGGAUUUUAGCAAAAUUAUUGAUGCUGUAAACUCUUUCCGCAACAAUGACUUGAAUGAAUAUAUUUGUGAAAAACUAACAGAAAUUGCUUUGAAACGGGGAUAUUUUGAUAUAUCUUGUAAACUAUUUGAACAUUUAAAAGAGAUAAGACCUCACUUUUUUUGGCCAUUAUUUCUAAAUGCCUAUAAGACCGAAGGAGAAACAGGAAUAUUCAAAGUUAUAGAACUAGCCAAUAAAUUGAAUGUUCAUUUAGAUUCGGACUCCUUUGAAUAUUAUAUAGUUCCUUACUGCAGUCGAGAUGAUUUAAUUUAUCUAAUAGAGAAAUUUAAAAAAAUGGGAUUCACAGUAAAAUUUACAAUGGGCCCAUUGUUGCGUGUGUUAUUAAAAGAAGAAAAAAUAAACGAAGCAGCAAAACUAUGUGAACAUUUUGAUGUACAUAUUGGAGGCGACAGAUUGUUUAAAUUAAUUUGUUCUGUUUGGAAAAGAACAAAAAAUCGAAAUUUAGUUAGUAUAUUGAAAAAAAUUCAUGAGUAUAAUAAAACUGGAGGAGAUUUAUUGGGAGACUUUCUUGUUAGCUCUAUUAAAUUUUGUAAAAAUAAACAGGAUUUUCAGGAUGUCUUAGGACUUUUGCAGGAUAUUAAUAAAAACACGCUAAAAAUAACCAUUACAUCGGCAGAUGCUUUACGAGAAAUUAUACAUAAACAAGGAAAUGUAGAUAAGGAGUUAUGUGAAGAAAUUUUGGAUCAAAUUGAUCAGAUUCUGGAAUUCAAAUUGAAAAUAGAAAGUGAUUAUAUUCCACAUCCCCGUGAUAUGAAAGUUGAUGAAUUAGAAUGUCAUCUGGUAGAAUUAAUGGAAAAAGGUUUGGAAACCAGAGGAACUCUCAGACGAUUAAUUCAGAUGCAUGUUAAUUUAGGAAAUAUUAGUAGAGUAAAGGAACUUAGAAAACAAUUCAUAGAUUCUGGAUAUGAAGAAAGUCUUGGGAUGAAGUCGUCAUUAUUAUAUAGUUUUAUUAAAAAUGACAAUCUUGAAUCAGCACUAAACGUCUAUGAAGAAAUUAGAACAAUUGAUCCAAAAUUCCAUAUUGAUCAUUUCAAAUUAAUAGAUAUGGCAGCACUAUUAGUUAGAAAUGGAAGGUGCUCAGAAGCUCUGAAUUUAAUAGAAAAUAUUAAAAUCAGGCUAGGAUUUCUCACAGAAUCUGUACAAAGAAAUUGUGUAGAACUAUUAAAUGAGUACAAAGAUGAAAAUGAGCAGAUGUCAAUGUUCAACAUAUUAAUUGGUAAAGGCUUGUGUAAAAUCAACAAUAUUAUGCUUGGACCAUUAAUUAAGAUAUUCCUAGUGAGGGGAGAUUUAGAAAAUGCUUUAAACAGGUAUUGUGCUGUAGCUGAACAAUAUAAAUUCGUACCUCUACAAUUUGAAAUAAUUAGAGAUAUAGCUAAAUCACAGAAUGAAGAAUAUCUGCAAAGAGUCUUAGAUACUACAACAAAGGUACGUGGUCCAAUUUCAACUCAAGUCAUAUUGAUAGCAGUAUUUGCCGAACUUGGAAAGGAGAGUAUUUUGCGGAAACUAUUUGCGACAACAAAGAUCCCCAUCCAAAAUGAUUUGAAAAAAAGGUGUGAAAGGUGGAUCAAAGAAGGAAAAUCGGACGCAUUAUUGACUCUAGCAAAUAGUUGUGAUAGAUUAUCAACAGAAAUAAUUGAUAUCAAUUUUGUUUAUCAGUGUAUAAUCAAAACGUUUGCUCUCAAUAACGAUUGUGUUGGUGCUGUUAAAUUUUAUGAGCAAUUAGUAGACAAAGAUGUACACAUAGACAGAAAACUAGAAAAUGAUUUGUACCUAUUGUUAAAACAACAUAAAUGUUCACUGCCGGUUGGUUUAAGACAUCAUAACAAAGGACGUUGAAGAAAGAUAUAUAUAGAUAUUUUCAUAUCCUGUUGGGAUUUUUAUUUUAUUAUCGACCUUCACAAAUUAUUCCUAGAUCAACCAAACAAACAUUGUCAUGAAGAAUACAGAGCAUUUUUCAGUUUUCCAAUUGCUUAGAGAAGUACUUGGAAGAAUCUGUAGUUGAAUGUGAGGAAAAUUAAUUCCAAUAAAUAGACUAUAAAUCUAGUCCCUUAUUAAAUAUAAUAAAAGAUUGGUAUUUUCUCAUUAAUUUUUAUUAUCCCCAAAAGAGUGAAAAACUAGAAAAGAGUAAAUUACUUACAAAAAUUUAUAGUAAAUUAUAUAAUGUUAAAUAUUUAUAUAUUAAUAUUUUAUAUAUCAGGUACUAUUUUGAUUUGUGACUCGAAAAUUUGAUUGUGGUAUCCAUUAUAACAUCGCUUCUACUUAUCAUUUCCUGAACUUCUUUUUUGUGAACUGUACUGAGGGUAAUGGUAUUCAUAUUCUCCAAAUUUCUUGUCAGAAUUCAUGCAGUCGUUAUAGAUUUUGGAAACUACUUUCAUUCCUUUUGAUAUGUUUAGUCUUCGUUGGUACGAUAUUUCUUGACUUGCAUUAUUCAUGCAGUUGUUGUAAGUGUUGUAAAUAAGUUUCAUUCCUUCCCUCAUCUUCAUUUCAUCUUUGUCUGAUGUUUUUUCAUCCAUUUUAUUUUAGUAAAUUUCAAUAUAAUAAUUUAGGAAUAAUAAUUAAGAAAGAAUGACAAAAAUGACAUUAAAUUUCACAAUUCUCAUAGGCCACCCAGAUUUAUUUAUUAAUUUAUUUUUUUUUCUUUUUGAGAGAGAAAUAAUUUUAUCGCCGUCUUUGUCAUCAACAUUUAUCUUCAGCUUAUUCACCAAUAAUAUCAAAGGGAUGAAGUAGUAUUUUAACGUAGAUCAUUACAUAUGAUUUUUGGGCUUUUUUCAAUGCAAAUAAUAUUUGUUACAUUUUCACAAGUAAAAAUAUUGUGUACCAAAAUAUCUAUGGCAGUUUAUUUUUCAAUUAAAAAGUAGAGAUGUAUUCCGUUUCCUAGCAUAACCUAACUUAAUGUCAAUUUGAAAUGACAGGACUCAUUAAACAGGGUGGACAUCUUGAAUCAUUAUCUACAUAUUCCGAUUAAAUAAAGUGGGAAGUAGUUUAUUACCCUUAAAAAAAUUUCUUUUUUGUUCUCAUUUUUAUUCUGCAUUUUAUAAUAAUUUCUCUUACUCGUCUCUUUCACAUCCUACAUUUUCUUAUAUAUUACUUCUCUCUUGAAUUCAGUUUAUAUAUCAUGACCUCUAUUUAUUCCGCAUAUUACAGACAAGUUCUAAGUACUUGUAUAAAUAAUAAUUGAAUGGCCAUGUGCCACUUAAACGCCCUUUCCAUUAGAGAUUCUAGGUGUUACAAUAUACUUUUCCUAGAAUAUUUAACCACAAAUGCUUUAAAAAUCGUAUAAAGUAUGGUAAAAUUGACAUAUUUUCUCAAUUUCGACUAAAUAUGAGAAAUUGAGACUCUUAUAUUUACAGAUAUUUAAACAUAUAUUCAGCAGGUAGUAUUAGUGGUGAUGUUACUUUCGCUGGAAUCAGAGAAUGUUUCGAAAUACGUUUUGUUUGGUAAAAGAAGAAAAUUUGCAAACCACAGUAAGCUCGUUAAAUUGGUUUUGCUAAAAUUCAGUUUAUUUCCUUUUUUUUUUAUAAAACAAAUAACUUUUUUAUAUAUUAGUUAUAUUGUCGCAAUGAAACAAAAUAUGAUGAACCUCAAAAAGUAUAAGAUAAAAGGAAAAGUUGCUUGUGUCUGAUAUAAUCGCCCCAUAGUAGUUGUAUGUACUCAAGUACUGUCAUGGUGAGUUAUUGUAUUAAUAAUACCAGGCAUUGCUUCUGGAGCUCAGACAUUAAUUAAAUCAUUAUUAAAAUUAAACCAUGGUUCUUCUGAUAAUGUGGAAGGAUGACAUCGAAGACUAGAUAAGAAUCAUUUUGUUUAUUUAUGGCCAAAAAAGCAAUUAAUGUAAGUAAAUAUUAUUACUCACAUAGUGUUUUAAAAUUUAUGGUUAAGAAUCGAUUAUUUUGAAAUGUUAGGGACAUGUAAUUACUUUUAUUAUGAUUCAUCAAAAUCAAAUUAUAAUUAAUAUAAAAACUAAUGACUUGCCCAAAGCUGUAUUAAAUAACUCUUCAGUGAAAGCAAAUAUUGAUAUUAAAGGAAAGGAUUCUAAAGGAUCCUGCAUUUUUAAAUGGCUAUGGAUACGUAGAAAGUCGCCAUGGAACAGUGGUCAAAACAACACCGAGCGUUUGCUACGAAAGCGUCUUACCAAACUGGAAGCCAGUGCCUAGGAAGAAGCCCGCGAAGGCCAGCGCGUUGCCAGAGUUCUGCUCUUGGAAUUUCUGACAGGUCUCUCCGGUCAGAUUUGCACCAUCACCUUUACAAAAUUUAAGUGGUUCAGGCAUUUAACAAAAACGAUUUUGCUGUCUGACAGUAAAUCUGCGAAACGUCCUUGGGCGUGAUUAAAGAAAAUUAGGAGCUUGUUCACAACUUCUGGAUGAGUGACGAAGCACAUUUUUAUCUCUGGAUUUGUGAGGAAAUAAAACUUCAGGUACAGUAUUCCUCAGCACAUGCUUCAUGAUGUAAAGGACAAUUUCAGAAAUCGUCUGCAAGAAUGCAUAAUUGGGUAGGAAGUGAGGUGUUAUUUUUAAACGUUAAUUGCACUUUCUUCUAUGGUUUUUAAUACACAAUAAGAUUAUAACAAUGAAAUUUUGAAAAAUGUCAUCUGUUUAUUUUUGACAACCAUUUGAAAAAUGCAGGAUUGACUGCCGUACCCUAUAUGAGUAAACCAAUUUUACUAGGCCCAGAUUUGAAAGGUAAAGAAAAGUAGAGGUAAAUAUUUAAGAAUAGUCCAUUCAUAUGACCUGAAAUUGAAUUGAGAAGUAUUUGCCAAACAUAAACCAGUCCAUUGAAGCUAAAUAGAUUAUAAUUAGAGAUAAGAAUAACAAAAGUAGUUAUAUUGAAUAUACACAAUUGGUUAAUUGUGUGUAAGAUAGAAAUUGAGUCCAGUGUGAAAAGCAAUAGAAAACGUAAUAAUUAUUUAAAUCGAAUGGAAUUUUUCAUGCUUUUUAUCAUUUUUGAGACCAAAAAAAAUGUGAUUAUUUUAUAAUUGUACAUGAUCUUGCCAACAUCAUUUAAUAGAAAUUAUAAAUAUUAUAUUUGUAGGUAAUAUAUGACUCAGUAAUUCGUUGUUUUAAGUUAUUUUAUUUUAUUUGCCGCUACUGAGUAGUGACGAUUCCAACAAUUCCUCGAGUUUUUUUUCUAAAUAAUAAAAAUAGAAACUUGUAUACUAGAAAGACAAUUUUGAGAGAAAUUCUACUUCAUAGACAAAGAAAAGCAUAAGAUUAUAGAAUAACUGUUUUAAUUUUUUAUUUCUUUUAAGGUAAAGAAGUUGCGGACUUUGAAGGGAAAAAUCAUGUGGCACACUGAAGAGAAAUAAUUCUUUCAAUGAAAUAGAAUUUUUCAUACGCACAAUAACAUCAUUUAGAAAAAAUAGAAAUUACAGUUGAUUAUUAUAAUAAAUUUUGUUACUACAUUUUAUGCGUGUUCAUUGUUUGCAUAUCUAUUUUGAAUAUUUUUUUCACAGAUAUGUAUUAUUAGUACAGUUACCUAUUUUCUCCAACUUUGCAAUUACUUUUUUGUUAUUGGUCCUUUAUAAUGAAAUUAAAUUGGAGGAUUUCUACUGUGUUUUCCAUUUUUAAAACUUAUCUUGAUCACUAGAGUAGCUAUCCUAUAAGAAUCCUUUUUUCGCUAUAUUAUACUCUUUUGUAAAUUCCUCACAAAAUUCUGUUU